Cicer arietinum (chickpea) is the source of this 1916-nucleotide messenger RNA. RefSeq lists its product as uncharacterized. NCBI's taxonomy places the organism in Eukaryota, Viridiplantae, Streptophyta, Magnoliopsida, Fabales, Fabaceae. Gene Ontology annotation, molecular function: structural constituent of cell wall. The record is from RefSeq and is a predicted model, not a curated record. Gene Ontology annotation, biological process: plant-type cell wall organization.
UAAUUUAAAUUGUAAGUCAAAACUGUUUAUGCAUUUACAAAGAGAUGUUAUAGGUGCACAAUUGUGAAGAAGCCAAGACUAUAUAAAGGGGUGAAUCGCACUUAAACUUUCAAAACAAACAUAUUUCAAAGAGAAAGCAGCUGCAACAUUGAUAAAAGAUGGGAACUCCACUCAUCUUUGCAAUGGCAUUUUGCCUAAUAGCUAUGAGCAUUAAUAUUAAUGCUGCUGCUGAUAAACCUUAUUAUGAAUCCCACCCAAAUUACUACUAUCCACCACCACCUCCAAAGCAUGCAGAAUAUCCACAAUCAGGAUACACACAUUCAAAAUUACACUCACACUACCAUCACAAAUUAACUCCAUCAUAUACAUACAAAUCUCCACCCCCACCUUCUCCUUCACCACCUCCGCCUUAUGCCUACAAGUCACCACCUCCAAAGCAUGGAGAGUAUCCACAAUCAUCGUACGCACACGCAAAAUCACAGUCACCCUACCAUCACAAAUUAACUCCAUCAUAUACAUACAAAUCUCCACCCCCACCUUCACCUUCACCACCUCCUCCUUAUGUCUAUAAGUCACCACCUCCUCCAUCUCCCUCACCACCGCCUCCAUAUGUUUACAAGUCACCACCUCCUCCAUCUCCCUCACCUCCUCCACCGUAUGUCUACAAAUCUCCUCCACCUCCAUCACCAUAUAUCUACAAGUCUCCCCCCCCUCCAUCACCACCUCCUUCGUAUGUCUACAAGUCUCCACCACCGCCAUCUCCUUCUCCUCCACCACCGCCAUCUCCUGCUCCUCCACCACCGUAUGUCUACAAGUCUCCACCACCGCCGUCUCUUUCGCCACCUCCUCCAUAUGUUUACAAGUCUCCACCACCACCAUCUCCUUCUCCUCCUCCACCAUACGUUUAUAAGUCUCCACCACCGCCAUCUCCUUCACCACCUCCUCCCUAUGCUUACAAGUCUCCACCACCACCUUCCCCUUCGCCUCCACCACCAUAUGUCUACAAAUCUCCACCGCCGCCAUCUCCGUCACCACCACCGCCGUAUAUUUACAAAUCUCCUCCUCCACCAUCUCCUUCACCGCCUCCUCCAUAUGUGUACAAGUCUCCACCUCCACCUUCUCAUUAUGUCCGCAAACAUCCACGUUAUCAUGUUCCCCACCUCUAUAACUCUCCACCACCUCCUCCACCAUAUGUCUACAAAUCUCCACCACCACCAUCGCCAUCACCACCACCACCGUAUAUUUACAAGUCUCCUCCUCCACCAUCUCCUUCACCGCCUCCUCCAUAUGUGUACAAGUCUCCACCUCCACCUUCUCCUUUGCCGGCAUAUAUUCAUAAAUCGCCUUCACCUUCUCAUUAUGUCCGCAAGCAUCCACCUUAUCAUCUUCCCCACCUCUAUAACUCUCCACCACCUCCUCCACCAUAUGUUUACAAAUCUCCACCACCGCCAUCCCCAUCGCCACCACCACCGUAUAUUUACAAGUCUCCUCCUCCACCAUCUCCUUCACCGCCUCCUCCAUAUGUGUACAAGUCUCCACCUCCACCUUCUCCUUUGCCGGCAUAUAUUCAUAAAUCGCCUUCACCUUCUCAUUAUGUCCGCAAGCAUCCACCUUAUCAUCUUCCCCGCCUCUAUAACUCUCCACCACCUCCUCCAAGAGUCUAUUGAUGCAGUUUGUUCAAUAAAAUCAUGCCAUACAUUAUGGCAAUUUACAAUUUAUAUUCCUUAAUAUCAGGGUCUACAUCAAAGAGCCUUGUUAUAAAUGUAGCCCUGUUCUGUCGUUGACUCAAAAGUUUGUUUUGUUCCUAAACAUUAUUCAUAAUAUAUAUUAGAUAUUGUAAUUGUUGUUAAGUUUCUACUUCUGUAUUUCUAUGAUAUGAUGCCCUUCUCCUUUGAAAUGAAAUUUUUAUUUAAUAA